Molecule: messenger RNA, 1690 nt
Organism: Acanthocheilonema viteae
Lineage: Eukaryota; Metazoa; Nematoda; Chromadorea; Rhabditida; Onchocercidae
Source: the annotation of a GenBank genome assembly
AUGAAUGGUAAUCGUUCAAAUCAGAUUUCAAGAAAAAAUGCCUCAGAGAUCAACAUACUAUCGGUUACUAGUGAUAUACAGCAUGGCCAAGGUAGCCAAGAUGCUAUCAAAUUAUGUGCCAAAAAUGGAGCAUUGAUGAGACGAGUGAAACGAGGAAAAAUUGGGCAAGCCAAAUCGGUAUUUUUUGUUAAUGGGAAUAGGCAAUUUCAAUAUCAUACGCUUGGCUAUUCGAAAAUCAUUUCACCGAGGCAAAAAACAGUAGAAGUUGAUCAGUUAGUGGAAGUAUGCAUUGGUUUUGGUACCGAUCAAUUGCAAAAAGCAUCAGAAAGAAUUUCAUUUCGACGAAUUGCACCGGAAGAAUAUUGCAUCUCUGUGAUUGUUCGGCAGUAUGGGAAAAAUAAACGAAGGAUGAUCGAUUUUAUUGCUGCAAAUUCGAGAGAUAAGGAAGUAUUUGCUGAUGCAUUACGGUGUAUUAUAGGCGAGAAAGAGACUAAAUUGAUGGAAUUCAACGAGAAACAAUGGAUCAUUGAUAAGUUUUAUGCAACAGACGUAAAAUCAAACAGCUCACGAAAAGAUGGCACUUUAUCAGCGAAUGAUUUGAAAAAUUUUUUGAUCUAUAAGCAAAAGUUCAAAGGUAUUGACAACAAUAUUGCAACCUCUAUCAUAAAUGAAAUUAUUAUUAAAUUAGGCACCUAUCGAAUAGAGAAACCAGCAAAUUUAUUGGGACCAUUUGAUUUUCGAUAUUUAUUACGUUCGCGUUGGGGUAAUAUUUUAAAAUGUGGACAUGAAAAUAUCUUUCAAGAGUUAGAUCAACCAUUGUCUCAUUAUUAUAUUAAUUCAAGUCAUAAUAUCUAUUUGGUUGGUACCCAAAUAAAUGGUGAAGCAAUCAUUGAAGGUUACAUUAAUGCUAUCCGGAAAGGAGCUCGAUUACUUGAAUCAUGGAUAUAUUUAGUAGAUGUAUUGGAUGGUGCACACGGUGAACCAUGUAUACGACAUCGUGGGACACUGAUAACAUCGAGAUAUUUAAAGGAUGCUCUUACAGUUAUCAAAAAUUAUGCCUUCCGAUAUACACCAUAUCCACUUAUUCUUACAAUUGAAAAUUAUUGUAGCUUGGAACAACAACAAAUUAUGGCUAGGAAUUUUGUUGAGGUUCUCGAUAACAAUAUUUAUUUGACACCUAAAAAUGAAUCGUUGAUAAGAUUACCAUCACCUAAUCAACUCAAAUACAAGUAUCUUUUGCGUGGCAAAAUAGGAUCUGUCAUAAGUAAACGAUAUGUGAACAGUAAGUACGAUAAGGAUGAUAAAGUAGCAGAAACGGAAUUACUUGUUCAUCCGGAAUUAUCAAGAUUAAUAUCGAUAAUUCAUGUUAAAUCAUCAAACAAUUUGCGCGAUGAUAAACAUUCAGCAAAUUGUUCGAUAUCGAUUUCGGAAACAAAAAUAAGAAAAUUAAUGGAAAUUAGUGAAACAUUUACCGUUUACACUUCAAAACAUUUUGUGAAAUCAUAUCCGAAAGGUUUGCGACAAAAUUCCAGCAAUUUUUGUCCCAUUCAAUCAUGGAUUUUUGGCAUACAAUCAGUUUCUCUUAAUAUGCAAACAAAUGGCAAAGAAUUGGAUCUUAAUUCGGGAUUGUUUCGAAUAAAUGGAAAUUGCGGUUAUGUCCUAAAACCGCCCAUUCUAAUACGCGGCUUAG